UUGUUUAGGUGAACACUAUUCUAGUCUAGCCUUAUUAUUCAUUGCACGCCGUUAUCGCGUGUCACGUGAACAGCCCUAUAUAUAGAUCACUCAUGAUACAGCUGAUCAGUAGUGAAAACAGGAUCCUUACGUAUCAAUACGGAAUAGUGAAUAAAGUGUAAAAGUAAAGACGAGUGAAAGGGACAUUUUUUACAUCUACAAUGGCUAAUCCAGAGUACUCGGGCAAGCUUGACAAAAGCGUCCUCAAUCACUAUCUGUCACUAGAAUCACCUGAAGGACACGUGCAGUGUGAAUACAUAUGGGUCGACGGUACUGGACAGGGCAUCAGAAGUAAAUGUAAAACCAUGGACUUCGUUCCAAAGAAAGCCGAAGAGUGUCCUGUAUGGAACUAUGACGGGUCAAGUACCUACCAAGCCGAGGGCUCAAACUCUGACAUGUACCUUCAUCCAGUCGCUUUGUUCAGGGAUCCAUUUAGACGCGGUGAACACAAGCUGGUCUUGUGUGAAGUCUAUAAAUACAACAAGGAACCAGCAGAAACCAACAAACGACAUUCAUGUAAGAAGGUAAUGGACGAAGCUAAGAGCUCGAUCCCUUGGUUUGGUAUCGAACAGGAAUACACGUUGUUAUCCCCUGAUGGUCAUCCAUUUGGCUGGCCCAAAAACGGUUUCCCAGGACCACAAGGUCCCUACUACUGUGGUGUUGGUGCUAACAGAGUCUACGGUCGUGAUAUUGUAGAAGCUCACUACAGAGCAUGUUUGUAUGCCGGUGUGAAGAUUGCUGGGUGUAACGCUGAAGUAAUGCCAGCUCAGUGGGAGUUCCAGGUGGGACCCUGUGAAGGAAUUGAUAUGGGCGAUCAUUUGUGGAUUGGUAGAUACAUUCUCGAACGUGUGGCAGAAGACUUUGGUGUUGUUGUUACCAUGGACCCGAAACCGAUGCCAGGUGACUGGAAUGGUGCCGGCGCACAUUGUAAUUUCAGUACACUGAAGAUGAGACAGAAAGGUGGAAUAAAGGAAAUAGAAGAUGCGAUAGACAGAAUGAGUAACCAUCACACUAGACAUAUUCAGGCUUACGAUCCGAAGCAAGGCGAGGACAAUAAGAGACGUUUGACAGGUCUGCACGAGACCUCGAGCAUUGAGGACUUCUCAGCUGGCGUCGCUAACCGUGGAGCAAGUAUACGUAUUCCACGACAGGUUGCCGCCGAAGGUUGUGGCUAUUUGGAAGACCGACGCCCGUCAUCAAACUGUGAUCCAUAUGCAGUGACUGAAAUUAUUGUUUGCACAGCUGUUCUGAAUAAGUGAUUUGACUUAUGAUACUUCCUGGUAAUUCGCGCAUGCGCGGUAAUUAUGCACAUGCACGGUGAACUUGGGCAUGCGCAGCAGCAAUAUUUUAAUUUUUUUAUGGUUUUAUAUAGAGUUUGAACCUCAGCACUACUAUACGCCACACAGGGAAACUGAACAAAUAAAGCUAUAUUUAUUAUGAUAUAUAGUGGUAGCCAGCUGUAUAUAUGACGAAGGUAUAUUUUUACAUAAUGUGUGAGUAAACGUUAUACCAGAGGUUAAAAUGAAAGUUGCGGAAAAAAUACCAAGUUAAUUGUUAAAAAUCAAAUGGUUCUAUAGAGUAAUAGUAUCCUAGUUGAUCUCGAGUCUUCUCAGCAUGUUAUGCUUUCAUUUGUAACUAUAUUAUCGUAUCUAAACUACUUUAUGAGAAAUUUGAACUUUAAAAGGGAACACACCAGCAAAUGUUUCGUAAAAUGAAUACACUUAGAUAACUAGUUUUUCAGCAAGCUGACUUGUGAAGUUGAAAUUGAAUAUUUGCGGUGUUUUGUGUACAUUCUUACGUAUUUUUUUAAUAAAUAAUUUUGUUAAAAUAGUGUUUAUUGUACUCAUUAUUAUUCCAAUUCUGCUGAGAUAGCAUAUCUUGACAAAGUUCAAGUCAAAGUUCAAAAAGUUGUCUUGAUCAAGUUAGUGCAUAUAAUCUUUCUUAUCCAUUCAAGUUUCUGUGAAACGAAAUCACAAAACCUAUAUGUUAACGUUUGUGGUAGGGAACUUGCGAAAUUUAAAUCUCGUGACUGUAUAUUAGUAGAGAUCCACAGGUGAUGAUCUGUUACAUUCUGCCUUGUAUUCGGCUAUUUUGUCAUUGUUUUAAACAUUAUAAACUAUUUUUAUUGUAAAUAUUUAUAAAUCUUAUCAGUUUUACUAUAUUAAGAAUGCAGCUAACAUUUAGUUGCAUGCGAUAUUUAAUUGGAAUCAAACGGUUAUCAUAGUUUUAGUUUUCACUUUUUAAAUGCCCUAUAAUUGUGUUGGUGUGACAAAUAAAACCAAAACCAAUCUCAAAUGUUGGCGUACAGGUUGUUAUUCUGAUAGUGUUACUUUUAUCAUUGCAAACUAUGUUCUUGCACUUGUAGGUAUCUUAUUGUCCUUAUGGAAUGAUUUUUUAUUGUAUAAAUGAUGUGAAAAGAAUAUAUUUUUAAAAGUACAGGUGUAAGCACCGGUUUUAAAUGGAAUAAACUGUUAAAAACAUUGUACACAA
Molecule: messenger RNA, 2529 nt
Organism: Mercenaria mercenaria
Lineage: Eukaryota; Metazoa; Mollusca; Bivalvia; Venerida; Veneridae
Product: glutamine synthetase-like
Exons: 7
Coding region: 201-1298 (365 amino acids)
Cellular component (GO): cytoplasm
Molecular function (GO): glutamine synthetase activity
Source: RefSeq, a predicted model, not a curated record